Molecule: messenger RNA, 1272 nt
Organism: Diaporthe citri
Lineage: Eukaryota; Fungi; Ascomycota; Sordariomycetes; Diaporthales; Diaporthaceae
Exons: 3
Coding region: 1-1272 (423 amino acids)
Biological process (GO): glycolytic process
Cellular component (GO): phosphopyruvate hydratase complex
Molecular function (GO): magnesium ion binding; phosphopyruvate hydratase activity
Source: RefSeq, a predicted model, not a curated record
AUGGGUAUCUCCAAGAUCCACGCUCGCUACGUCUACGACUCCCGUGGCAACCCCACCGUCGAGGUUGACGUCGUCACCGAGACCGGUCUCCACCGUGCCAUUGUCCCCUCCGGUGCCUCGACUGGUCAGCACGAGGCUUGCGAGCUCCGUGAUGGUGACAAGUCCAAGUGGGGCGGCAAGGGUGUCCUGAAGGCAGUCGAGAACGUCAACACAGUCAUCGCCCCCGAGCUGAUCAAGGCCGGCCUGGACGUCAAGGACCAGACUGCUGUCGACAACUUCCUGGUCAAGCUGGAUGGCACCCCCAACAAGACCAAGCUCGGCGCCAACGCCAUCCUCGGUGUCUCCCUGGCUGUUGCUAAGGCCGGUGCUGCUGAGAAGGGCGUCCCUCUGUACGCUCACGUCUCCGACCUCGCCGGAACCAAGAAGCCCUACGUCCUGCCUGUUCCUUUCAUGAACGUCUUGAACGGUGGCUCCCACGCCGGUGGCCGUCUGGCCUUCCAGGAGUUCAUGAUCGUCCCCUCCGACGCUCCUUCCUUCACCGAGGCCCUGCGCUGGGGCGCUGAGGUCUACCAGCAGCUCAAGAGCCUGGCCAAGAAGAAGUACGGCCAGUCCGCCGGCAACGUCGGAGACGAGGGUGGUGUUGCCCCCGAUAUCCAGACCGCCGAGGAGGCCCUCGAGCUCAUCACCGACGCCAUCGAGAAGGCUGGCUACACCGGCAAGAUGAACAUUGCCAUGGACGUCGCCUCGUCCGAGUUCUACAAGGUCGACGAGAAGAAGUACGACCUGGACUUCAAGAACCCCGACUCUGACCCCACCAAGUGGAUCACCUACGAGCAGCUCGCCGCCCUGUACGGCGACCUGUCCAAGAAGUACCCCAUCGUCUCCAUCGAGGACCCCUUCGCUGAGGAUGACUGGGAGGCCUGGAGCUACUUCUACAAGACCCAGAACAUCCAGAUCGUCGGUGAUGAUCUGACUGUCACCAACCCCAUCCGCAUCAAGAAGGCCAUCGAGCUCAAGGCUGCCAACGCCCUGCUGCUCAAGGUCAACCAGAUCGGAACCCUGACCGAGUCCAUCCAGGCCCGCCAAGGACUCACCGAGGAUGUUACCAUCUCCGACAUCGUCGUCGGCAUCCGGGCCGGACAGAUCAAGACUGGUGCCCCCGCCCGGUCUGAGCGUCUCGCCAAGCUCAACCAGAUCCUGCGUAUCGAGGAGGAGCUUGGCUCCAACGCCGUCUACGCUGGCACCAACUUCCGCAAGUCUGUCAACCUGUAA